Molecule: messenger RNA, 645 nt
Organism: Glycine soja
Lineage: Eukaryota; Viridiplantae; Streptophyta; Magnoliopsida; Fabales; Fabaceae
Product: protein MAIN-LIKE 1-like
Exons: 3
Coding region: 1-645 (214 amino acids)
Source: RefSeq, a predicted model, not a curated record
AUGGUAGCUGCAGACGUACAUGACACUGGUGUAGACACUAGUGUAGAUGCUGGUGCGGAUGAUGCUGAGGGAUUUCCAGGUGGACCACGUGACCCAUUUGUGCUUAUGGAGUAUGCUGACCAUAUUGCAGUUAGCUUAUCCUCCCAUGGAAGGAACGUGCAGAAAUUAGGUAGGCCUUCUCCUAAAAUUGAGGGCCUAGUUGCUAGCACAGGACUAAGUCAUUUGAUCGCAUGUUCAGUAGACACUGGCAAUCGGGGACUUAUAUCCUCGUUUGUGAAGAGGUGGCAUACGGAGACUAGCAGUUUCCAUCUUCCCGUGGGGGAGUUUAGCAUCACCCUGGACGACGUGGCAUCUUUUCUUCAUCUUCGCAUUGUUGGUGCCUUCCAUACCUUCCAGCCUCUGCACGUCAACGAGGCGAUGUUGAUGUUGGUUGAGUUACUAGAGGUCUCAGGAGAGGCAGCCAGGGCCGAGACAACAUAUUGUCAUGGACCAUACUGUUGGAUAUAUAAGCACUUUCCAUCAGUUGCGGAGUGCAUCACUGAUCCAGACUAUGAUGAGGUGUCACCAUGUGCAUGUCGGUGGAUUGCGACGCAGGCGACUGUGAAGACCAUAUCUACAACGACCUACAGGCAGCGUCUGGAUUGA